CCACUACUCCUACUAUAAUUUUUGCCUUGUGGUGCGGUUGGCGCUGAAGAGCAAGGAAGGAAGUGUAGUAGUAUCACCAUCAGCUCGCAAUAAUACCUGCACGCCCAUUUUGUUGUGUAGCCCUUGUCAGCGAACCUCACAGCUGAAACCCCCACCCACCCCGGCCCCCUCUCCAUUCCCACCUCCAUCGAUCAAUAUUUCCUUGCUGCGUGCUUCGUCUCUAGCUGACUAGUAGCCGCCUUUGCUUGCGCGCGUGUUGAUCUGUAGACCGGCCGGGGAGAAGGAGAUCAAUUCAUGGCUGGCGCGGGCGGUGGGGCUGCUGCGGCUGCGGCGGUGCAGCCGGCCGCUGCGGGCGCGGGGAGGAGUAGCUCUUCGUCGGCCGGAGGCGCUGCCGGUGCCGUGGCGGACCCACGGGCGGAGGCGCUGCGUUGCCCACGGUGCGACUCGGCCAACACCAAGUUCUGCUACUACAACAACUACUCGCUGUCGCAGCCGCGCCACUUCUGCAAGGCCUGCAAGCGCUACUGGACGCGCGGGGGCACGCUCCGCAACGUCCCCGUCGGUGGAGGCUGCCGCAAGAACAAGCGCUCCAGGAGCAGCAACGGAGGGAGCAGGCCUGCCUCCUGCGCCAUCGUCGCAUCCUCCAACGCCGGCGUCACGUCGUCUACCUCCAUCUCCAUGUCGCUCCCGCCGCCGGGCUCCCUGUCCUCGGCGCUGGGCCUCCACGGCCACGGCCACGGGAGCAGCUCCCUGGCCUCGCUGCUGCUCGGGAGCGGCGCCUCGGGCGGCGACCACCUCGGCCUCUUCCACGCCAUGCAGUCGGUCGUCUCGGACGCUACCGCCUACGAGAUGCACCAGCAGCACCAGAACCAGGUGGAUCAGCUGCUGGGGCUAGGCUACGGCGACGGCAACGGCAACGCCUCGCAGAUCCACAUCAAGCCCUGGCAGCACCACCUUCAAGACGGAGCUGGCGGUCUCUUUGACGGCUUCUACGGGCCACUGCUGUCCGGCUCCAUUGUGCCGGGACUGGAGGAACUGCAUGUGAAAGCCGAAGCUACUGCCGGCGAGCACCACCACCAGCAGCACAAGAAGGCGACCGAUGGGGAUCAGGAGAGCUGGGAUCAACAUCCGACGUCCUCGUCUAACGUCGAGGCUAACAUCAUGGCCUCGGACGCCCUCAUGGCCGCCGCUGCCGCAGCGUCCAUGAACCCGGCGGUCAGCAACGCUGCCACGGCGCCCGCGUCCUCCCCCCUCAUGUACUGGGGCAACGGGGGCAUCGGCGGCUCGCCUGCGGCGUGGUCGGAUAUGGCCAACUGCGGAUCCUCCAUUGCAACCUUCUUCUAGCCGGCCGUCCAGUGAGUCUCGAUGGAUGGAUGGCUAGCCAGCUCGUUGGUCGUUAACACUUGUUGAUUUCUCUCCUCCAUUUUUUCGUUUAACUUUUUCCUUGACUAAAAUAACAUGUAAUUUGUGGGGGGAAAGCUAAGAUGAGAGAGAAUACUCUGGGUAGCUAGAGAGGGAGAUGAUUUCGGAGCAGUUAGAUCCAAAAAAGAAAAAGAAAAAAAGACUCAUAGGGUUUGUUCUCUUUCGCCGAGAGAUGGAUCCACCAGUCCAUGUUCUUCUGCGGCAUAGCCUUCAAUCGAUAAUCAAGAAUACGAGGGCAUGCAUGCUUAGAUCAAGGCGGAGAAGCUAGAGGGAAGUGCGUAAGCAAGUGUAAGUCUAGAUCACUCCUGGCUAUACUACUUGAUUUGCUGCUUCUCCUUCCUUGGGUGUUUUGUAUAUAAGGCAUAUGGUGUAGAUGUGGGGAGGAUAUAUGAGAGCUAGCAUGUAGCAACAAUGGCGGUGCAAGUAAUGAGCUUCUCUCUCUAGCUUUCUCGCUCAUCUUGGCAUUUUAUUUAGUGUGUUUAAUUGGUUACUCCAAUUUGCCAACUCGUUAGAUCGAUGUAUAAGUUAAUACUAGUACUCCUCCCUUGGAAGCUUAAUUAGAGAACUGUUUUUGAGUUCUCAAGCAUUGGUCACCUUUUUAAGGGUUUCUUCUUUCUUUUUCUCCAUCUCUCUCUUCUAGAGUGGAUUUCUUUCAUUUUCUUGGGGUUAUCUUUUGUUCAAACUCUGUUGUACCAGUGAUGACAUUGUGAGUUAUGAGAAAUUAAAACUGGUACUGUUGUCCUGA
This is a messenger RNA of Hordeum vulgare subsp. vulgare (domesticated barley), 2167 nucleotides long. RefSeq names its product dof zinc finger protein DOF5.8-like. The record is from RefSeq and is a predicted model, not a curated record. Lineage: Eukaryota; Viridiplantae; Streptophyta; Magnoliopsida; Poales; Poaceae. The coding region runs from base 295 to 1344 and encodes 349 amino acids. Gene Ontology annotation, biological process: regulation of DNA-templated transcription. The transcript has a single exon. Gene Ontology annotation, molecular function: DNA binding; DNA-binding transcription factor activity.